This is a messenger RNA of Cheilinus undulatus (humphead wrasse), 982 nucleotides long. It is a transcript of the gene chchd2, whose product is annotated as coiled-coil-helix-coiled-coil-helix domain containing 2. Gene Ontology annotation, biological process: mitochondrion organization; positive regulation of transcription by RNA polymerase II. Gene Ontology annotation, molecular function: sequence-specific DNA binding. The transcript has 4 exons. The record is from RefSeq and is a predicted model, not a curated record. Gene Ontology annotation, cellular component: mitochondrion; nucleus. The coding region runs from base 111 to 608 and encodes 165 amino acids. Lineage: Eukaryota; Metazoa; Chordata; Actinopteri; Labriformes; Labridae.
AGGUUCCGGAUUAGCUUGCUAAAGGUCGACAGCUAUCCACAAACAAGUGUGGCAUCCUAGUCUUGCGUUUGUUGUUAUCUGUUAGCUUAAACUAAACAAAUAAUUUAGAAAUGCCAAGAGGGAGCAGAAGCCGGGGAUCCAGGAUGCCCCCUCCAGCCAGUCGGGCUCCUCCAUCACCACCACCUAUGGCUCGGGCUGCACCUCCUCCCUCCUAUGCUCCUGCUCCGACACAGGCUCCUCCAUCAGCUGUAGGUGCUCCAGCUGCAGCACCUAGGCAGCCAGGGCUUUUUGCCCAGAUGGCGAGUACAGCUGCUGGAGUAGCAGUGGGCUCUGCUGUUGGACACACCCUUGGCCACGCCAUGACUGGAGGCUUCAGUGGAGGACACUCUGAGCCUGCCAGGCCCGACGUCACAUAUCAGGAGCCAUACCAGGGACAGCCAUAUCAAUCACAGCCCAUGUACCAGCAGGAGGUCCCCCAGCAGCAGCAGGCAUGCUCAUAUGAGCUCAAACAAUUCAUCGAGUGUGCUCAAAGCCAGAGUGACCUCAAACUCUGUGAGGGCUUCAGUGAGGUGCUGAAACAGUGCAAAUUUGCUAAUGGUCUUUCGUGAGAACCUUGGGAGAAAAUGAAGCACACACAAACUGACCUAGCAAAUCAUUUGGGAUACCAGGAGAACCUGAUUAACAAGUGAUCAAUAAACAUGUUUUAUCUGGACAGCAGAUUAUCAUCAGACACUUCUUCGUAGUCAUUUCUCAGGAGCAGCAGAGCUUGUAAAUCUUAUCUUAUAAAUAAUGUUUAUAUAUUUUGGUUUUGCAUGCUUUGAGUUGAUGCUAGUUUGAUUUUUCCCAGAGCUUUUACAUUGAGGUCCCUUCUAUUUAUGUGCUGCAAUAAUGGAUGAAGAUGUAAAACCACCUGUUACAACUGUGUUCAUUCAACAGUUGGACACAAGUCUUGGUAACAAAUGAAUAAAGCACUUGAAUUAUA